Leptonychotes weddellii (Weddell seal) is the source of this 1149-nucleotide messenger RNA. The record is from RefSeq and is a predicted model, not a curated record. NCBI's taxonomy places the organism in Eukaryota, Metazoa, Chordata, Mammalia, Carnivora, Phocidae.
GGGUCUUCACUGAGCAGCGAGUCGUCCCCCGUGUCCUCGCCAGCCACCAACCAUAGCUCCCCGGCCAGCACGCCCAAGCGCGUGCCCAUGGGCCCCAUCAUCGUCCCCCCUGGGGGCCACAGUGUGCCCAGCACGCCCCCGGUGGUGACGAUCGCCCCAACCAAGACCGUCAAUGGCGUCUGGAGGAGCGAGAGCCGGCAGCAGGACGCUGGCUCUCGGGGCGGCAGCGGUGGUCGGGAGCGCCUCAUCGUGGAGCCCCCGCUGCCCCAGGAGAAGGCGGGGGGCCCAGCCAUCCCCUCCCACCUGCUCAGCACCCCCUACCCUUUCGGCAUCUCCCCCAGCUCUGUGGUGCAGGACUCGCGCUUCCCACCGCUCAACCUCCAGCGGCCUGUGCACCACGUGGUGCCCCCGAGCACCGUGACCGAGGACUACCUGAGGAGCUUCCGGCCCUACCACACCACGGAGGACCUCCGCAUGUCCUCCCUGCCUCCCCUCGGCCUGGACCCCGCCGCCGCCGCCUACUACCACCCCAGCUACCUGGCCCCGCACCCCUUCCCCCACCCGGCCUUCAGGAUGGAUGACUCCUACUGCCUGUCAGCCCUGCGGUCCCCCUUCUACCCCAUCCCCACCCCCGGCUCCCUGCCCCCACUGCACCCGUCCGCUAUGCAUCUGCACCUCUCCGGGGUCCGCUACCCCCCCGAGCUCUCCCACUCGUCCCUGGCCGCGCUGCACUCGGAGCGGAUGUCCAGCCUCAGCGCCGAGAGGCUGCAGCUGGAUGAGGAGCUGAGGCGCGAGCGGGAGCGGGAAGCAGACCGCGAGCGGGAGAAGGAGCGCGAGCGGGAGCGGGAGAAGGAGCGCGAGCGGGAGAAGGAGCUGGAGCGCGAGCGGGAGAAGGAGCGCGAGCGGGAGCUGGAGCGCCAGCGGGAGCAGCGGGCCCGCGAGAAGGACCUGCUGGCGGCCAAGGCGCUGGAGCCGGCCUUCCUGCCUGUGGCCGAGCUGCACGGACUGCGGAGCCACGCCGCGGAGGAGCGGGGCAAGCCCUCGGAGCAGCUGACCCCGACGCGCGCAGGUAUUAAAGCUGAGUCUCGAGCAUCCGUGACCCCAGGACUGAAGAAGCGGGAGGUGGCUGUGUCUUUGGAGGAGUCCUGA